This is a messenger RNA of Vigna angularis (adzuki bean), 1136 nucleotides long. Its product is annotated as bidirectional sugar transporter SWEET10. Lineage: Eukaryota; Viridiplantae; Streptophyta; Magnoliopsida; Fabales; Fabaceae. The coding region runs from base 56 to 859 and encodes 267 amino acids. The transcript is spliced from 6 exons. The record is from RefSeq and is a predicted model, not a curated record. Gene Ontology annotation, molecular function: sugar transmembrane transporter activity. Gene Ontology annotation, biological process: carbohydrate transport. Gene Ontology annotation, cellular component: membrane.
GAGAAUCCUAUCUACAGCUUUUCGUGAGCACUCAUAGUAGUAAACACAUUUUAACAUGCCCAUUCAUCACCAAACUUUGGCUUUCAUUUUCGGCCUUCUAGGAAACAUCAUCUCCUUUAUGGUGUUCCUCGCUCCACUACCAACUUUUUACCAAAUAUACAAGAAGAGGUCGUCGGAGGGGUUUCAAUCAUUACCUUAUAUUGUUGCAUUGUUCAGUUCAAUGCUGUGGAUUUAUUACGCACUCGUAAAAAGGGAGGGCACCCUCCUUCUCAUUACUAUUAACUCCUUUGGAUGUGUCAUAGAGACAUUCUACCUUGCUAUCUUCUUAAUUUAUGCAGCCAGAAAAUCCAGGCUUUCAACCAUGAUGAUUGUUUUCUUGUUAGAUGUUUUUGGGUUCGGAGGCAUGCUUCUUUUAACUCUCUUCCUAACAAAAGGAUCCAAACGCCUUAAAGUGAUUGGAUGGAUUUCUCUCGUUUUCAAUAUAAGCGUAUUCGCUGCUCCUCUCGGGAUUAUGAAACGUGUGAUAAAGACGAAAAGCGUGGAAUUCAUGCCUUUAAGUUUGUCCUUCUUUUUGACCUUAAAUGCUAUCAUGUGGUUCUUCUAUGGCCUUCUCCUCAACGACUACUACAUCGCUCUCCCAAACACACUAGGUUUUCUAUUCGGCAUAAUUCAGAUGGUGCUGUAUUUGAUUUAUAGAAACCCCAAGACAAAUAAGGUAACGAAAUUGCAAGAACCAAAUAAUCAUGAGAUUGUUGACAUUGGGGAAGCAUCUGAGCUGAAUCAUGUAAGCAGUGGUGCUAUGACUGAGAUUGCUACUGAGGACCCAAAUAGAAGAGAAGAAGGAAAUCGAAAACCCUAAGAACAUCAUGGAUUCCCAUAGCAAUAUGUGAUAAUUAAACAAAGAAGUCCAAACAGAAAAUAAGCAAAAGUGAUAAUAAAAAUUGAGGUCCAUAAAUAUUUAACCUAAAAGUAUAAUAAAAAUUCUACAUGGUCAAGUGGGUCACUUCUCAAUGCAAGAACAAUGUUUUGGAGUUUAGGGUUCUUCUUUUGACCAUAGAUGAAUUUGUGUGAAGCUGUAGUAUGUUGUGUUUAUGUUGUUACAUCUCAUACUGUAAUAAAUCAAUAAUGGGAUUCAG